AUGAAGUUCUAUCUCGAAGGAUACGUGCAACUGAAAAUCAGCCUGUACGAAAACCUCUUGACAGGCGAUUUCCGUGUGACCAAUGUCAGUCGAACACCGUGCAAACCUCCGAGACGAAAAAAGAGGAAGCAUUCAUUGCAUUCCGCAAACGACUCAGCGACCGAUACACAGGGUCCACUCAAUGCUGUUGGUGGACAUACCAUCGGUCAACGCAGUAUCCGGCAGCAGCGAGAGGUAGCCUAUAAGCUGUCACAUCCAAAUCGAUUACAUCCCGAUAUUUGGCACAAUGAACCGCAGGAAUUCAACGAUGGUCCGGCUUGCUUAUGCCAAUCGAAAUAUCGUAUCGGUCCACCGCACAAUCAAUACGAGGGUGAGGAGCUCGUUCCCGCUUGUUCACCGGAAUCAAAUAAUCGUACUCGUCUCUAUCACUAUCGUGUCAUGGUUUCACCAACGACUAAUUUCGUUCAACCCGUACCGACUAAGAUCAACUGCGAGGGAAAAGACUAUGUGUUCGAUGGCUUUUCCAUCUUUCUGCAUUACAAACUGGACAACGUGCCUUCUUGCCAAAUUCUUCGGUUUAACUUGCUGUACGAUAUUUUCCCAGUCGAAGAGGAUUUUCCCGAGUUUUUCACAGUCCGUGCCUUAGACCUCCUGACCCAAUAUUUGUUUGUGGAACUGCUUGAAUUGCUUGAUCUUUGUUGGCGACCGGUUGGAGUAACGGAGGGUUGUCCUGUCGUGCAUCUGAUGCCACGAUUUGUUCACGUUCGAGCACCUUCGCCCGCGUUAACCUUGCCCAGUGAUCAACAUUCGGAUGAGCCGCCCUGCUCCACAGUGAGCACAGAAUUGGUGGCUGAAAUACUUCCGAUUAAUGCGGUGUUAGACUAUUUGCUUCGAGAAGCUCUCACCCCGGUCAUUGAUGUGAUGCAGUUGUCUUCCAUUCAAAGAUACAGCAAUGCCCAGUGGUCCAAGUGUAUUGCUGAUCUGCGUGGAACAUUAGCCACAUUUCCUGGAAAAAAACCGGCCGCCAUUCGUAUAGAUCAACUGGAUCGUCGUUCGCUGGCUGGGGAACCGUCGGACUGUGUGCUCAUCUAUCCCUUGAUUGUACACAUGACCUAUACCCCAAUGAAACUUAGUCUAACCCGCGAGCCCAAAUACAAAUCGGUUUUAAAGAAUUUUAUGAAAUUGCAAUAUUUGAUGAUGAACAAACCGAAAAUCAGUCCAACUGAUCGGGCCCAGGUUCAUCGACGCGAGAUCACAGUGGAAUUGAGUUCGGAAGGGUUCUAUCGGACUGGGAUCCGACCAGAUGUUAGUCAACAUGCUCUCAAUUUGGUCUCACUAAUCUCGCAUUUACGGUUUCACAAAUCUCUGGAGAGUCUUGAACAGCGCUUGGGAUACACGUUCAAAGACAAGUCAUUGCUUCAUCAAGCACUCACUCAUCCGUCUUAUCGACGCACUAAUUUCGGGACGAAUCAAGAUCAUUUUCAAAACUCGUUGGUCAGCUGCGGUCCACGUAUUCUCGAAUACGGAGACAAACUUCAAUUGUAUAAAGCGUGGCGGAAAAAGGGUCUCACUAAAAUGAUCCAGGUCAUGUCUGUAUUACCGAAAAUGCACGAGGAACGGUCCAACAUUUACGGGAACGAGCGCCUGGAGUUCCUAGGCGAUGCAGUAAUUGAAGUGAUAUCCAGUGUGGACUUUUGUUACGACUCCACUUUCAUCUAUGCUCGCUCAGAUGCAUUCGAGGCCCUGAUGGCUGCUAUCGCAUUGGAUGCCGGAUUGGAUGUGGUAGAUCGAAUUUUCGGCGCAGUGCUCUUCGGAGAUGAGGCUGAAAUUCAUCGAGUCUGGGUGAAAAUCCCUCCACAUCCGUUGCAAGCACAAUACCCGGACGGAGAUCGAAAUUGGGCCACCAAAGUGCCCAUGCUUAAGAAAUUGCCCAUAUUGGAAGAGGAUCUCGGGAUCACGUUCAAACACCUCCGGGUUUUGGCUCGUGCAAUGACUAUUCGCAAGACCGGAUUCAAUUUCUACACAUUGUAG
This is a messenger RNA of Echinostoma caproni, 2031 nucleotides long. The record is from the annotation of a GenBank genome assembly. Lineage: Eukaryota; Metazoa; Platyhelminthes; Trematoda; Plagiorchiida; Echinostomatidae.